Molecule: messenger RNA, 2131 nt
Organism: Pieris napi
Lineage: Eukaryota; Metazoa; Arthropoda; Insecta; Lepidoptera; Pieridae
Gene: Dbx
Product: homeobox protein DBX1
Exons: 5
Coding region: 78-1442 (454 amino acids)
Biological process (GO): regulation of transcription by RNA polymerase II
Molecular function (GO): DNA binding; DNA-binding transcription factor activity, RNA polymerase II-specific
Source: RefSeq, a predicted model, not a curated record
ACCUUCGUAGGGAACGCACGUAUCAUUUCGCAUUUGAAUUUCGAACGUAUAGACAAUGACAGUUAAGUGACUAGCUCAUGUGUAUAAUGUACCCAACGGAAAAUAUAAAACAUGGACUAAAAAUAAAUCCGUUUAUAAAGGAAAAUAUGUUGAAAACUAUUCAGAAUCUGUGCUAUAAUAACACAAAUGUAAACAAUUUUAACAUGUCAUCACCUUUUUUGGUUGACAAUAUUUUGCAUCAACAAAAAUCGGUGAUACAUAAUCAAUACUUGAACCAAUUGGAGUUCUUACAACGUUCCAAUUUCGAAAGAUCCAGAGAGAAUUCACCAGAAAUAGAGGAGAGUAAAAUGGCUGAACCAGACGAUGACAGGAACGAGGAAACCGCAGACAAAGUAGACGACGACGAUUCUAAAAGCGACGAAGGUUUUGUCAAGCACGAGGUCUAUUACAACGAUUAUUAUCGUAAUGAAGAUCGCGAGAAAGAGGUUUUGAAUAUUCCAAAUUUGAAUCGCCGCUGUCACUGUGGUUCUUUCGACUGCCCGCCGUUUUCCUGUAAGAAAUCGGGCAUUAGGCGUUUAGAAGAGCUAGAAAAAAGGUUCAAUUUAAAUAAUUAUCAAGAUAACUCCGACGAGGACGUUAGAGAAAAGACUGAGGACAUGGUAAAAAGUUGUGAUGAUUAUAACGAACAGAAAAAACCGCUUUUGAAGUUUAGUGUCAGUGCCAUACUUGGGGAAGACCAGGUGAAAACUAAUGUCAAUGAUUACAGACAACCGAUGGUGGGUAACCCAUGGCCGAUAGCAAAACCCAUCGCGAGCCGCCCAAUUCCAGUACAGCAUCAGCACUUGCAGCAUCUACUUGCUCACUGUCACCAUCCAUAUUUAGCAGUGAGGCCGUCGCAAGCUCAUACCCAGGUCUUCCCGCUUCCAGGUGGAUUUCCAUGGGCGCAUAGUUCUAGAGGAAAACCCCGCCGUGGGAUGAUGCGACGUGCGGUAUUUUCUGAUCUCCAAAGAAAAGGGCUGGAGAAGAGGUUUCAAGUCCAAAAGUACAUAUCCAAACCGGACAGGAAGAAAUUGGCCGAGAAACUCGGAUUGAAGGAUAGUCAGGUAAAGAUCUGGUUUCAAAAUCGCCGAAUGAAAUGGCGGAAUUCAAAAGAGCGCGAGCUACUCGCAUCUGGCGGGUCCAGGGAACAAACUCUUCCGAACAAAAACAACCCACAUCCAGAUUUAUCAGACGCCGAGGCUGAUAAGCAAAAAUUCUCUCCAUUACCCGAAGACGAGGAAUUAAAAAACAAAAUGUACGCGUCAACAUCGAACUGUCAAAAUGACAGUUACCGCAUCGAUGACAAGAUGGCGGCUGGGAUAUUUACGCGGGAAAACUAUCAAAAUGAACUCGAUGAUUUUGAGAGUGAUAGCGCAUCUGACGAGGAAAUAAAUGUGACAUGACCUGUUUUUGUAUAAUUGUAUAAAUCUAUAUUUAUAAUCCUAGAAUAAACCUAGUAUUUAUAACCGAAUUAGUCAUAUUAAUUUAAGAUAAUUAUUACAAUGUGAAAUAAAUUUCUCUUAUAAAUGCAAUUUUCAAUCAAAUGUCAUGUUAUGUAAUUACUGUCAAAUAAGAGAUUCAUUUUUCUAUUCUAUACACAAAAAUUAACAGUCAAACAUAAUAUUAUGUAGAGGUAUCUCUGCCUCAUUGGAAGUGUCAUACUUAAUCUCAAAAAUCAUUCAUUUAAUUCCACGUCAUUAACUAAAAAAUACAGAAUUAAUUUAUAUUAAUAUUUUAGUCUAUGCUAGAAUUGCAAAUAUAAAUAACUUUUGUAAAUUGCACCUUUGUAAAUAUAUAUAGGUCUAUGAUAACGGUGUAAAUUGUCAGAUUUAUCAUUGUGUUAAUAUUGAUGACAUUUUAGAAUUAAAAAAAUAAUGUACCUUAAAUCCUUUUUAGUUAAGAUAAUAAAAACUAAAUGGGCGAAUAUUUUAUGAGUGUAAUCCAGGUAAUUUCAGAGGUUUUGGUGGGAUUUAUAAUUUCCAUAGAUUUUUUGUAAUAAGGAAAUAACAGUGACAGUCAAUAAACCACAGAACACCGGAUCUCCGUUGCAUUGUAAAAUUAGUAUGUAAAUGAAAUUAUGGUCAUGAUCUCA